GCCGACUACGAAGAAUUUAAGCAAAUUGCACAACAAUAUUUUUUGCUAAAGAUACUUGAACAUUUUUAUCGGGCUUGUCAGUCGAUGACAGAAAAUCUCAUAACGGCAACAUUUUAAUCACUUUAAUGGUUCUGCAGUAUUUAUGUACGGAAUACAAAUGACUUAGAAUACAAUUGUGUUCUCGACCCAGAACUGAUAGUAGUGAAAAUAGAUACGUAAUUGAUAUCCGCCAUUGCGGCCUGCUGUAAAGAGGAAUAUAGAAACAUGUCCUCUUUGGUUACCCCACGGAAAAGGAAACGCAAUUUUGUUGAAUCAGAGAGCUACAUGGAAGGCAAUCCAACGAAGAAGCUAUUGAAAGAUUUUGCAUUUCCUCAUAGGAAAAAAAAAUCUGCUUCAAUAAGAAAAAAAGCGUCAAAACUUUCCCAUGCAGAAAAGGAAAACUAUCCAUCCCUAUGCCAAAUGGCUCUCCCAGACUAUCCAAUUUCGUCUUAUGCCCACUCUGUCUUGACUUCUAGUAACCUAUAUAAAUUUCCUUCUGCUGGCUCUGACAAAGACGAUUUAAAAGAGUCUGUAAAUACCAGCUCUUUUUACAGUAAAAAAUCAAAACAAUAUUUAACCCCUCUUGACAGAAAGCAUCUUAACAAAACUAAGUCCAUGUCAAGUGGAGAAGGUGUGGAGGAAAGCAGAAUUCCUAAUGCCAAUAAACCAAACAAAACAAAGAAAGCUAAAAGGACAAGCAACAGAGUUUCUCAAGGUUUGAAAUCACAAAAGCCUAAAUGUUAUAAAUUAUCUUGCCCAGUUCAGCAGAAGAACAUAUUAGAACAGGAUACAUCAAAACAAUAUUUGCCACCAGGUAAUAAUCAAAAUGAAGUUCAGCUAAAGACAUUUUCUAAAUUAACCUUUAGUGGUUUGAGUGCUAAGCCUAAGCCCAAGCUUCUAGUGGGAGCUGCCUUUUUUGCAACUGGAAAGAAUGCUCGUUUUAUGUAUAAAAAACCUGUGCAGAAAACCUUCAAACCAAAUUUAGGUAACAAUAAAAAUGCUGAAAAAAGUAAUCUAAACCAGUCCUUCAGUUAUCUGAGAAAUAAUGAGAAUGAACAACAGCAAAAUCAACAGCUACAGUUUCUUCAGAAGCAGAAAGAAAGACUAGAUGUAAAGGCUGAAAAUGGAGCAAAGAAGGGGCAUCUUGACUGUGUAACAAAAAAUAUCAAAAACCAUGAAAUAAGUGGACAAAACGUUGUAGAUAAAAGUAGCUUGUCAGAUGAACAUGUGCAGCAUGGGAAGACCCUACAAUUGGAGAAGGAAUCGGAUGUAUUAUCAAAAUGUUCUGUCACCCAGCAGCUGAGGAUAGUCCUAAAGAAGCUUGAUGAAGAAUGCCUGUCUAGUUCAAGGAAAGAGAGUGAAAUUAAGGAUAAUGAAGGCAUUAUGACACGAGAGUCUGACAUAGAGUUUCAUAAAGUAUCACCACAAGCAGCAUCUGUUUAUCCAAUUUUCAGCACUCCGUCAUCAGUUCAGAAAAGGAAAUGUCAGCCAGGCAUUUUGGCUUCACCUGUAUUGAACAGCACAACUCCUUUUCCCAAGAGCUCUUUGCUGAAACCAGUAAAACAAACAAAAGCCAAGAAAAAGAAAGAUGGGGAACUAGAACCCUCUGAUCAACUUGUCAUCGAUGCAGGCCAGAAGAAUUUCGGUGCUACUAUGUGCAGUUCUUGUGGUAUGGUGUAUACUACUGGCAGUACAGAGGAUGAACUGCAGCACACCCAGUAUCAUCAGAGUAUUCUGGAUAGAAUUAAAUUUGUGGGCUGGAAGAAGGAAAGAGUUGUUGCUCAGUACUGGGAUGGAAAAAUAAUUCAAGUCCUGCCUGAUGACCCAAAGUAUGCUGUUAAAAAGGCUGAUGAAAUAAGAACACUUGCUGAUGAAGAACUUGGGUUCAAACAAGCAACACUCAGUUGCCCUAGCAAAAGCAUGACGUACUUGUUUGUGAGUAAUGAGAAGACCAUUAUAGGAUGUCUUGUUGCAGAGCAGAUCAGACAGGCAUUUAGAGUUUUAAAUCAACCUGCUGAUGCAAAUGGUUCCAAGGCAAAUGACAUCCAGGAGCCUCUUCGAGCCUGGUGUUGCUCAACAAAGCCAGUAAAUGCCAUCUGUGGAAUAAGUAGGAUUUGGGUGUUUGGUCUGAUGAGACGGAAAGGUAUUGCUACCCGCAUGGUAAAUACACUCAGAAAUACAUUUAUAUAUGGAUGCCAGUUAAGUACAGAAGAAAUUGCCUUUUCAGACCCAACACCAGAUGGCAAGCUUUUUGCUACAAAGUACUGUGAAACACCUGAAUUUCUAGUUUAUAACUUUCUUAGUUAGAAUGUAUGUGCUAACAUUUGUUGCCCCAGAGAUGCAUUUUCAAUAAUCCUUGUAUUAUUUCAAUAGUGUUACAAAACUGAUGUAGAACUCCUUAAUGGCGUUCUUGUCCUGAACUUAGUUAUCUGUUAACUUGUAUUUCAGACAUUUUCAGUCUAGACAGUUAUGUUCCAUUGAUAAUGGAAGAUAAAACAUUAGUAUAAUCUUUAUAAGAGAAAUUUUACUAAAGUGAAAAAUGAUUGAUAUACAUGACAGCCCAUACAUUGUAUGUAAUUAACUAUUGCAGAUUUAACUUUAAGUUCUGCUUAUAUUGUGCAUUUGUAAAUUAUUCCAGUGUUAAUUGAUUGUACAGAUUGCUCAAGUGGUUGAGGUCUUUGGUGGUUUUAUUGCAGUUUUCAAAAUGUUUUAAUAAAAAGUUAUAAUGGAUAUUUUUAAACAAAUAUACAUUUAAGUUUAAUUGAAAUAUAAACUUAUAAAGGCUUUAUGGGUUACAAUUAUUUGUUAAUAAUGACAUACUUUGGUUUCACGUAAAACCCUGAAGUUUGAAAUUAUACCAUACAUUUAUCAUUAAUAUUUAAAAAAAAAAAACAUUUUAGUAGUUCUGACAGAUUCUGGUUCAGAUAAAAAUUUUACGCAGAUCCUCCUCCCUCUGCUGUUUGUUACCAUCGGUGAUCAUUUCUGUGCGUAGUAUUAUUUUUGUACUUAACACCUCCUGUAUGCAGUAAAUGCCACAAGGGGGAAUAGUAAUCAAUUCUCCCGUCAGGAGCCCCCAGUCAGCAAUCUAAUAAUAAAUUCAGACAUAUUAAUGAAACGGAUACGUCUUCCAAAUGAUAAAACUUUUGUAAACAUUGUGCUUAGAGGGGCAUUCCGUUAUGAAAACUGAUACUCCAGGUCUUCAUAGAUUUAAGCUGUUUAUCAAGCAAAAGUAGUUUCACCUGGUUUUGGCGGGUCAUAUCAUUAAAACUUUGUAUGGAUCUUUAGAAAUACGUUUUUGUUCCAAACUGUAUGCCUGCCAAAUAAAAAGUAUGUUUGCUUUGUGA
Messenger RNA from Polypterus senegalus (gray bichir), 3383 nucleotides. It is a transcript of the gene esco2, whose product is annotated as establishment of sister chromatid cohesion N-acetyltransferase 2. Gene Ontology annotation, cellular component: chromatin; nucleus. The transcript has 11 exons. Gene Ontology annotation, molecular function: protein-lysine-acetyltransferase activity. The record is from RefSeq and is a predicted model, not a curated record. Lineage: Eukaryota; Metazoa; Chordata; Cladistia; Polypteriformes; Polypteridae. Bases 265 to 2346 code for a protein of 693 amino acids. Gene Ontology annotation, biological process: mitotic sister chromatid cohesion.